Messenger RNA from Vigna unguiculata (cowpea), 2080 nucleotides. RefSeq names its product protein PSK SIMULATOR 1-like. The record is from RefSeq and is a predicted model, not a curated record. NCBI's taxonomy places the organism in Eukaryota, Viridiplantae, Streptophyta, Magnoliopsida, Fabales, Fabaceae. Gene Ontology annotation, biological process: positive regulation of growth.
GUCUUUUUCUUUCGCUUUAUCCUUUGUCCAUUUUCUUAUCCUUUUCUGGUACCUCUACCAUCCAUUCAUUAUGGUUUUAGCUGCGUUAUUUCAGCUUAGAAUAUGUUCCACUGUUAUCCUUGGCGAGGUUCAGUUUUUUUCUCAUUGAACUCAAUGCUGCUUCGGACUUGUUGAGGUCUAAACAGGAUAGGGGUAUCUGUUGACCGUUGAGGGUGCUAAUUAGAACUAUGGUGGGUGAAGCAGUGAAUGGGAGAUGGCUCAGUGGUCUGUUACCAGUCUCACGCAAGAGUGCAUCAGAUGGCAAGGAAGUGAUUGGGAUUUUGGCGUUUGAGGUUGCUGGUUUGAUGUCUAAGGUGGUUAGUUUAUGGCAUUCUUUGAGUAACAGGGAGAUAAUGAUUACGAAGGAAUGGAUAGUGAAAUCGGUUGGGGUGAAAAUGCUGGUGUCUGAUGAUGAAGAUUUCUUGAUGGAACUGGCAUUGAGUGAGAUACUCAAUAACUUUGAGUCUCUCGCUUGGUCUGUGGCCAGGUUGAGUAAAAGGUGCAAGGAUCCAGGGUAUCAUGGUUAUGAACAUUUUCUUCACAACCCUGCUCAACAUUAUGUUCAUUGGUCUGGGUGGGAAUAUGCAUGGAAAAAGAUGGAGAGGAAAGUGAAGAAAAUGGAUAGAUUUGUUGCUGCUAUGUCACUACUGUCACAAGAGCUUGAGGUAUUAGCUGAGAGAGAACAAACUUUCAGGAGAAUGAAGGCGAAUCGCCAGCUUCAUGGGGGGAAACUGAAACUGCUUGAGUUUCACAAGAGGGUCAUGUGGCAGCGACAGCAAGUGAAAACUCUGAGAGACAUGUCUCCGUGGAACAGAAGUCAUGACUAUGUGGUCCGGUUAUUGGCAAGAUCAUUGUUCACAAUUCUUGAGAGAAUCAUCCUUGUCUUUGGGCAUAGUCCUAUACCUAUGGAAAACCAGGAAAAUGAAUCCCUUACUCGCAGCCAUUCCUUCUCUUCUCUUAUGCAUUCUUCUAAGACUGAUUCACGAGGAUUCAGUUCACAACGUUUUGAGAGCAACAGCAAGCAAGGGUUUGAAGUGAACAAAACCAAGAACAAGAGCAAUAGAAAGAAGAAAAAGCAUCAAGUAGUGCUUCAUUCAGAAAGCAAGCAGUUCAAAAAUAUUGGGCCAUUCAUAGGUUGCAUGUCAGUUGAAAAUAAUUCUCCUGUGGCAAAGACUUGUAUGACAAGUAAUGUGAAGAACAUUGAGGAUAAAAAAUCUCUGAGAUGCAGAAGAAGAAUUUAUUUUAAGCUAUAUAUGAAGGAUCGGUUAAGGGCAGGUGAAUGUACCCUUGGUUUUGCAGCUUUAGCUCUUCAUUACGCAAAUGUGAUUGUGCUGAUAGAGAAGAUGGCAUCAGCACCACACCUCAUUGAUCAUGAAACAAGAGAUGAUUUGUAUGACAUGUUACCAGCCACUAUAAGAAGCGCUCUGAGGAGUAAGCUUAAGUGGUAUGCAAAGAGCACGCGUGCUUCUUUUCAUGAAACUGGUGUUGCAGUGGAAUGGAGUUUGGUGGUUUCACAUAUAUUGGAAUGGUUGGCUCCUCUGGCACAUAACAUGAUAAAGUGGUAUUCUGAGAGGAAUUUCGAGAGGGAGCAAUCUGGUUGCAAAGCAAACGUUUUGCUUGUGCAAACUCUUUACUUUGCAGACCAAGCAAAAGCUGAAGCUGCAAUGGUUGAACUCCUUGUUGGUCUUCACUAUGUGUGCAGGAUUCAUGGAGAGGCUCGCUUGAGAGCGGCACGGGAAUCUGCAGGGUCUAGAGUUUUUAGUAGUGAUCGUUUAAAAAAGAAUGAGUUGUACAAUAGAUGUUUUUAGGCCACAGAACAUUGCCAAUGUGAAUGUUACCUAUUGUGUACAGUUAUCAUUUUCUAAUGUAGCGUCUUCCCAGAAGUAUGAUAACACUUUUCAUGUGUCAAUAAGCAGAGAAUCACAUCAACCUGAUUCUGAGUUGCAUUUAGCUACCGUUGUUAGGUCAAAACCCAAUAUUGUCAAAUGUGCAAAUGUUUUGCGAAUACUGAAUCAUCGCAGUUGAAUCGCACCAAACAAAA